UGACUGACAGUAAUGAAUUUUAAAAUUCUUGUCGUGAAUGAACUUUGGAGAACACUUGAAAUUAUGUAAUGGAAGUUGGAACUUUUUACAUCACCUAAUUCAUCGUAAAAUAUCAUCAUAAAAGUGUUUUUGAAGUCCAUUGAGGUAAAGUGAGGCUUCAGAUUAUGAAGCGUUAUUAUGCAUAAACAACUUCAAAAGUUUGGAUUUUUCGCUUCAAAAACUUUAGAUGAAGAAGCUAAUAAAGCUAGUGAUAAAUUAGUUAAAUAUUUAUACAAAAAAGAAACUGGAGCUUCGUAUAAGAGAAAAAUUAAAAGUGCUAACGAUGCUGAUACCAACCCAAAACACACACUUAGGAGACAUCCAGCGGAUGAGAACAAACACCGUAGAAAAAAGUCUCCCGAAUCUAUAAAAAGACACGGAAAGAACUUACCAGUGAACACUUUUGCUAGUGAAACUGAAAUUUAUUUCAUAUCACCGGAGGAAAUUAAAAGACAUCGUAAAAAAGCGACGAACCAUCGGGAUAAGUCCCCUGAAAUUUUUACGGAGGGUAAAAGACAUCACAAAAAUUAUGAUUAUGACACUGAUGCUGAAAAAAGGAAAAGUCUGAAACGAGAUAUCGACAUUGCAAAACUACUCUCAACUCAGAAACACAACAAUAAGGAUAACAACGAUUACCAGUGGUUAACAAAGAAAGAAAUUGUUAAAUUGAUUGCUAACAACAAUGCAAAGGAAUUGCCGAAGAAGUCAUCCACUACUUCAAAUUUUUUAAAGAAAUUUUUUCUUUUCGACAAACAUGAUUCGGUUCAUGAUACGUCCGAGUUUUCUAAAGAGAAGCAUCCACGGAAAAUAAAUCGUUACGCUGAAGACAAUACAAAUAUGCUUUUUAUGCCUCACAAAACUUCAGUUGAUAGUACCACAAGAAAAAUAGAAAAAAUUAGUAAACUACAUGAUAAAAAACACAAGGAUGACCCGGUUGAUAUCGUGUACACGCAUGAAGCUAAGAAAUACCGGGAUAAAAAUAAAACAGAAGACGUCAGAAAAUCAAAAAUGAAAGAUAAUGGGAGUUUGGUAUUUGAUGAACUUAAAAUUCUCCAAAAUAAAGCUAAAGAAAAAUUCCACACAACUGGUAGUUUUGAGAGUAGUACAAUAAGCUCAAAACCAAAACGAAAAUGCACGUCCAAAGAAUGCGAUAUAAUUUUCGAUGAACUCAAAACACAAAAUAACGAAAGUGGGAGUCAGGAGAGUGGCAAAACGAAACGAAAAUCAAGAAAAAACGUUCAAGAUUCAAUUGCACCAAGCAAUUUCACAGAAAGUCAAGUAAGUAGUGUUGUAAGUUCGAAAAGAGAAAAAAUACAUAAAAGCCAUCAUGAAGAUCAUGAAAAUAUGAAGGUAAGAAAGAAAAUAACUGAAAGUCAGGCAAGUAGUAACAUCACUAACGUAAGUGUGAAAAACACUAAACUAGAACAACAAAAGAGUAAAAUUCGGAGUCGGGAAAAUAGUCUGAAUUCGAGACCUAAGCCAAGGGAACAAAGCCAAAGUCGUGGCCAAAGCACCGAUCGUGGAGAGUCUUCAGAAACCAAGAAGAAAAUCAUAGAAAACAAGAAAGAAAAUAUUUCCCGAGCCAAUCCUGUUCGUCACCUGUCUUGUUUAGUAGGAAGAACUUUUCCGGUUGUAGACAUAUCGCCAUGGGUUGUUCGUGAAAAUACUUAUCUUGAAAAAAAGAAAAAACACAAAGCUUUUAAGAAAUAUUACAAGUAUCAUAAAAAUCUUGACCGAGAUGAUGAUUUAACAUCGAGCAGUACUUAUCAGGCUUUUAGUGAUAGUCACAAAAUGUAUCAAGGAACGUCCGAACAGUCAAUUGAGGAAUCAUCAAAGAGUCGUCGCAAUAAACGAUCAAAAUUCAAGGUUGAAACCCACAUUUCUGCUAUUGUUAUUGACCCUGAACCACAAAAAAAUCACAAAGAGGUUGAUAGGAGGAUUAGAAAAUCAAGAAAGUCGAAAAUACCAGUUUUGAGCAAUAUUUGUAAGAUGGCCGAAAUGGCAAAAGAAAAAUCGUAUAGUAAAAGUCUUGAUGUUAAAAGUACCAAAACUGAAGAUUUGGAAUUUGUUGAAAAAUCCAUUAAUACGAGACUUUCAAGAUCACCAUCGCGUGAGCCCAAAACGGAGAGUAUUGACGUUGUGAAAACGAAGAAAAACAAAGAAAAAAAGUCAAGUGGGACAAAAGAAAGUGAAAUCAAUAAUGAUAAUGAUGAUUCUUUCAUAAACAAACACAAACAAGACUCAAAAAAACUGGGCUUGAAAUCUAGCCGAACUCACAGUAAGACUCCUCUCCGUACUCACCGAAAAUCGUCAAGUACCAAUCUUCCAAAAUCCAAUGCUUCGAGUAUUUGGAGUCGUAGUAGUAAACACUCCUGCAAAGGCUCAUUUAGUUCCAGAUCCGACACUAAGAUCCGAAGAAGAAGUAAAAUAAAUUCACAAAAAAAGAAAUACAACACUUUGGCUCGGACUUCUGUCAGCAACAGCACUUGUGGCGACAAAUCAAUCGAGUCUGCAAAAACUGGAGCAAGUUUUUUGACAACCAAAAAUUUUAAAGACGAUGAUAAACUAAGUCGGUGGCAAAGAAGCAAGCUUUACUCGGAUUCUCUCAGGAAGAGUGUUAUCAACAAGAAAAAGUCACCGUGUAUUCCACCUCAAGUCAUGGAAGUUAGAUAUUUGACAGUGAGUAACGAAAAUCAUUCAGAGGUGUCAAUUCAGGAUGUUCCAAAACCCGAACUGAAAACUGAUGCAAUAAAUAUUGAAGAUGUUCCAGACAUGAAUAAGAACUUUUAUGACGACCUUCCCCGUCCUUGCUUCGAUGACAAAUUUAAAGAGUUGUUUGAGUUGCCAACGGAUGAAGCUUUUGACGAGAUUUUGAACGAAAAUGAUAACUUUUUAAAAAAAGAUUUUACGUUGGAUGUGAAUAUCGAACUUGAUAAAUCCACUUCUGAGGAUAUAAGUUCUGACGAUUUAUCUCUACCUGAGAAGAAAAUUACCGAUUGGUAUAGUGAGUUUCCAAAGAGGGAAACUGGAAGCUUAAGUGAAAUUUCAUGUUCCAAUCCGAUAAAUAACCACUGCGAUGGCGAUUUAGGUAGUCAGGACCACAUUAUGGAUUCUCUUAGCGCUCCAGGGUCUGAAGAAAGUGGCUACGCCACGCUUAAAUCGAGACAACUUUCGCGAACAUUUUUCCAAAGGCCCGAAAUAAAAGCUCUAUUUGAGCCACCUCUUGAAACAACAUUUUGUGUUGAAGUACAAAUUGAGACAAAAAGUUCUAGUGGUGGUCUUGAUAUCCGUUCCAUCGAAAGUAAGUCGUUACAAACAUCGUUUGAAUGUUGCCAAAAGUCGGUUCAGAUUAAAUUGUCCGAAGAAGAGUUACUUGCAAAGCUCAAUUUUAGAGAUGAGAAGGAAGAAAAAGUUGAAUCGGACGGUUUCGUCAAGACUUUCGAUCAGGAAGAAGAAGAAGAUGAGACGGAAGAAGAAAAAGAAACAAUCAGCCGAGAUAAUAUAAAAGAUGAAGAGAAAAAAUUGACACUAGUGUUUCAAAGACUCAGCUGUGUCAAUAUUGACUCAGAUUAUUCAAUCGCAAAAGUGGAAAAUAUUGAGGAAAAUGAUCGUAAUGAUGCUCCUAAGAUAAUAGAUGCGUCUCGAAAUAAAACACGAAAAAAGAAGACAAAAUUCUGUCUCAAGAAAUUGUCUUUCUUGUUUUGCCUUAAAUGCGUGUCUUCCAAUAAAUAAAUUUCUGUCAUACGUACAAAA
Tribolium madens (black flour beetle) is the source of this 3792-nucleotide messenger RNA. RefSeq lists its product as uncharacterized. The coding region runs from base 178 to 3771 and encodes 1197 amino acids. The transcript has 2 exons. Lineage: Eukaryota; Metazoa; Arthropoda; Insecta; Coleoptera; Tenebrionidae. The record is from RefSeq and is a predicted model, not a curated record.